This is a messenger RNA of Lagopus muta (rock ptarmigan), 11077 nucleotides long. It is a transcript of the gene NUCKS1, whose product is annotated as nuclear casein kinase and cyclin dependent kinase substrate 1. Gene Ontology annotation, biological process: double-strand break repair via homologous recombination; interstrand cross-link repair. The transcript has 8 exons. Bases 5433 to 6362 code for a protein of 309 amino acids. NCBI's taxonomy places the organism in Eukaryota, Metazoa, Chordata, Aves, Galliformes, Phasianidae. The record is from RefSeq and is a predicted model, not a curated record. Gene Ontology annotation, molecular function: single-stranded DNA binding; double-stranded DNA binding. Gene Ontology annotation, cellular component: cytoplasm.
UUUCUGUCGUGGUUGAAAUCGUCGUUGUUGGUGAGGUGUUUCUUCGUGUGUUGUUUGCAUGUUCUGUUCGUUUUUCUCAAGGUUGCAAGGCAGUUAUUACUUAAACUUUUUAGCUCGUGAGGGAAGAUUGAGGUUGAAUGUCAGGGGGAAGUUCUUUACUGUGGGAGUGGUGAGGUGCUGGAACAGCUGCCCAGAAAGGCUGUGGAUGCCCCCAUCCAUCCCUGGAGGUGUUCAAGGCCAGGUUGGAUGGGGCCCUGGGCAGCCUGGGCUGCUAUGAAAUGUGGAGGUGGGUGGCCCUGCAUGCAGCAGGGGGUUGGAGCUUCGUGAUCCUUGAGGUCCCUUCCAACCAUGGCCAUUCUGUGAUUCUAUGAGCCUGAUCUAGGAUAUUAAGGGUAAUGGGAGGACAGUUGGGCUUGAUGAUCUUGUAGAUCCUUUCCAACUUUGUAAUUCUAUGAUUCUGUGACAUGGGAUAACCUCAUAGGCUGGAAAGCACCUCUAAGAUGAUCAAGUCCAACUGUAUUUUGUUUUGGAAUAAUCAAGAUGUGAUUUAUGGCAGUUCUAAGAUUUAUUUUGUAUGGGGGGCUGGAGCUGGAUCACCUUAAAGGUCCCUUCCAACCAAACCAUUCAAUGGUUUUGUAAAUCCAGGCCAUAAACUAUACAUGCAAACUUAUAGGUGUUACCUUUUCUAUUUCAUGUCCCUAACAUGUUAAAGUUUACAAAAAAAGAGUGGGAAUACAGCAUGAAAUCAGGAUGUUUGUCACACUGAUCCAUGGAACAGUUGUUGUCACAGCUGGUUGGUUUGUCUGCCUGCAAAAGGAAGGGGAGCAGAGCUCAGGAAUGGCCUCAGGUUUGAGAGGUGGUGAGCAGAGUGAACACCUUGCUCUGCUCCAUCAGCUUCUGGCUUUUUGUGAGACAGGCUGUUGGGGUAAAUGGACUCGUUGUCUGAUGUUGACUGGCAGCGUUUGUGUCCUGGAAUAGUGCUGAUGUGACUGUGCUGCUCUGUGUGUGUUCUGCUGCUGAUUUACUUGCCAGCACUGGAGUUUUGCUGCAGCUUAGGAAAGCGUGUCUUUAACAACUCAGUUCUCAAGGCUUCUGGUAUCUGGAACCUUUGUAAGAAACCUUUCAUAAACCAGAACAAAAAAACAAACAAACCAAAAUCCAUAAAAUCAUGCAGUGUUGCAAAAGACUUGACCUGUCUUGCAGUUGACAGGCACUGCUGUGCAGCAGAGCUCAGUGCCAAAGUCCAGCAUGCUGUUAGUAGCUCAGCACCCUUUGGCACGUGCCAGCACGGGGUGUAGCAAGCUGCUGCCCAGCUGUGUUUGUAGCUCUCUCAGGGCUGAACUUGGCCGGUCUGUUGCAUUGCUGUGCUUGGGAGUAGGUGGAGAACUCUCACCAUAGCUUCAAAUCCUAAUUGUUGGUGAUGUGGAAUUCUGGUGAGAAGUUCCUCAUCAGAAUCGGAUGUAGUGAUGUUUUUUAAUUCACUGGUUAUGUUUGCUGGUUUUCUAUGGAAUGUAUACAUACCUCAAACAGUGAACUUUGUAAGACCCAGCAGAUAUCCCCAGUUUCUGCUUGUCAGUAGAAGGCUGCCUUGAAACUGAGUCUGGUUGUUGAAUUCAGUUCCUUGUAGUUGUUAAGUAGUAAUAAAGCCCACGUGUUUACAGGUUUCAUGCUUGUUAAUUCAGAGCCAAAUCCUUUCUGUGCAAUUAGACGACUCCCGGGUGGCUGAUGAUGGUAUCUGCACUAUUGUUAGAAGGUGGCAAACAGUGAAAAGUAAAGGAAGCUACAAUUAGUGAACCUUUCCCUCACGUGGCUAAUUAAUGAAAUCCUGCAUCAGCUCCCACGUUCUGCUGCACAGUGGUCACUUUCACUUGCUGCUGCUUCAUUCCUGCAGGCAUUGCAAGAUGGAAAGGUGUGGGCAAGCACUGAAAUCCCAGCGUGGUUGGUUGAUUUGCUUGGAGAUUCAAGGCAGUUACAAAUAGAUCUCUGUCGGUGUCUCAAGGCUUUAUGGCUUUGCAUUCUUAGCUCUUCUUCAUUAGCAACUUCCAGUCCUGUGUUGGCAACAGUGUUGCAGAAAGAAAAAAAAAAAGCAUUUAUUAGAUAUCAGUUGUCUUGUUGCUAGCAUUGCACCUGAACAGUGUGAAGUGGAAGGGAUUCUGGAUAACUUGCAUGGGGGAGCAGAAAAUGCCUUGGGCAGUGGCAAUUACUUUGAGUAAUCUGUGUGGCAGUGUCCAGAGAUGAGCAAGAUAGUUUCUGGAUAGGUAGAAAGACAAGUCAGUUGCUCUAAAGACUUGCGGUGUGGUGAGAAACAAGAAGCAAGGUAGCAUUCCUGAUAACUUGAUUUUUACUCUGCAGUGUUUGUUGCAGAACAGGCUUCUGCUAUCUUGUGUUUUUUUGUUUGCUUUUAGAAUGUUUCUAUAUUGCAUUAUAGCAUCUUCUCAUUUAUAUCAAAAGGAGGGUGGGCACAAGGCUGAUAAAACUGCUGCCUCAUCAACUAUUUCAUUGUUUUGUUGGGUUUCAGGUUGUGUAUCCCUAAAAAUCCUGCAGAUGCCAUCAGCUGUGCCCAGUCUUCCUGAUGUUUGGAGUUGCAUCAAGCCCAGACCCAAAUAAUGACCCCUUUAAUUGGGACCCUCUGGUCAGUGAGCCUUGCCUCAGUACAGCUGUGCCCCUAAGAAUAUUUCCUACCCAUCUCUCGUGUCUCUGUAAGAAGGCACAGAAGUGGUGCUGCUGGGGACAGUAUUUACUGCUGACACGUUGCCAUCCAAGCAGGGCAGCUCUGCCCACUGGAAUGAGAACCUGCAGUUGAAACUGACCCUGUGUGUGCCAGGCAUGGGGGUGAAGGCAGUUUGUGCCUCUUCACAGAAGCUUUGUUGGAAGUUUAUUUAAUUCCAUGCCAUAAUUUAAAACAAAGCCAUCAGCAACCGCUUCACCUCUUAUUCAUUUUACUUCUCAAGUUGUAUAAGAAAGUAGGCUGUUAUUUCUGCUGAUAAUUGCUUGACCUAAACGUUCCUCUUCCUUGCAAGAUGAGGCAGCUAUGAGUCUUCUUUCUAAAGACUCUUAGCUGUGCUUUCCAGUGGCAAUGUAUGUAUCUUUUUAAUCUUGGACUUUAUCUGUAGUGCCUGUGGAAAUACGGAAGGAUUUAAACAUCUCCUUAGAGGACCAGAAGUAUUUUGACUCCUCAUUAUUUUGUGUGCUGACAAGGCAACUUCAGAGUGCUGCUGUUGGAGGGCAGCGUUAGCUGGAGAUGCGAUGCUGUUACACAGCCUGUGUUCAGUCGUGUGGGUGUUCAGUGAGCCUUUUAAAUACUGAUGUUGUUUUCCAUCAUGUUGGAACUGGAUUCUGAUACGCUUCAAGUACGAGUUGUCAGAACUCUGCUGUGCAGUUCUGAGUUCUUAUGAAAUCACUGGAGAGCUUUUAAUGCCAUGUGCCAUUGUGCUUCUGGGUUGAUCUUCAUUCCAGAAAUGCAGAACUGACAGCUGCCACGAGAAACUUCAGCUCUCAGGGCUUUCUCUGUGCCUUUCCUCCCCCAGCUCGCUCUCAUAUGUACACUUUAAUAUUAAGCUGUAAGAGCAAAGAAGUUAUCUUACAAUUUCAUGGUCUGUUUUAAAGCAGAUUGAACAACAUCUGUCCCAGAUGUCUUUUGGUCUGUCUUUUUAUGCUCAGUCUAACAGUGUAUUUUUUGUAUGCUUGCUUGCAAUUUGGUGGGUUUGGGUUGUUUGCUUUCCCUGGAUCUGAUCUCCAAUGAAGUUCCCUGACUUUAUCACAUCAGUGCAGUGGAAGAUGCAGUCUUUGCAAACAUGCAGUUACUGCUGGUGGUUCUGAAGAAAAAUAUGAGGAUAAAUGGGAGGUGAGUGAUGAGUGUGGAGUGAGAAGAAUGGCAAAUGGGAGAGCAGUUGGUUUUGUUUCUGCUCGUGAGCUUCUUUUGGUUCUGCUGGGUCAUCUUUCAAGUUCAGGCAAUAUCAGUACAGAUGCUGUUUUGUUCUUGUUUGCUUCUGCCAUAGUGAUUCUUUAAUGAUUCCAAAUAUCCCUAGUCCUGCAGGGCAGGUAAUGAGAAAUUAGCAGAAUGUACUUUCUGACUAAAAACACGUCCUGUGCAGUAUGUAGAGAAAGGACACUGACCAUUUACAUCCUUUUGCUUGUUGUUGUUUUCUAUUAAAGAUGUGAUUCAGUGUGGGCCUGAACUGAACUAAGCAAGGUGAGCUGUGUGUGACCAACUCACUGCAAGGUGGCACGAUUGCAAUUUCCAUCUCGCUUGUUAGUUAAGUGAUGUUUGAAGCCCCUGUAUUACAAAGCUGCUAGAGCUGAAUAUCCAGCAGCACUACCUCCUUUUCCCUGUUUAUGCUUAUUGAGAAAAGCAUAAUACCUCAAACUUAAAGCAAAUCAAACAGCUCACUUGGCAACUUCAUCACUCUUCACAUGCUUACCGGAAUAAACUUGGCUUCCCACGCGUGGGCAGGAGUCUCCAUGAGGACGAGAUGAACGCUGUGGUCCUUUUCAAGCAAGGCCAUUCUGUGAUCCUAUGAUCUGACCUCCUCUUGGACCAGGAGGUUGAGUUGUGUGGUGCAGACCUUGCUGGUAUAGUAUUCCUGAGUGGGCAUGGUGCUGUUAGGGCUGGCUGUGCUCUGCAGGCAUUGCAGUUGUGCUUUGUACUCACGUUUACCCCGAAGCUUGGAUGGGAUUCAACCUGUAGAAAUCUGAUGACUAGUCUUGCUUUCUUUUGUUGGCUGUGUUGGUUUGGUUUUUAUUGUUGUUGGAGCUUUAAGAGGCUUUGUGUAGGCUUGAAAUAAAGUAAUUAUGCUGCUUCCUCUGUUGGAAGGCUGCUGCUCUGCUGUAGGUCACAAAUAGAGGUACUUGGACAGGAGGAAUGCUUAGAAUGGGUGUCAGAUUGACAACCAGAACGCAGUGCUGGCUCUUGGGAUGUUCAGGGGGGCAGUUUUAUCAACCAUGUGUGACACUGACCAAAAUGCAGUUCAGUUCUGGGACGUGAACGUGAAAUCCAGCAGUCCUUGCAGCUCAGAAGGGCAGGGUGAAGGCAGGUGCUUCAUAUGCUGGAGGGUCCUCAGGUCUGUGAUGGAGGCAUUGGUGGCCUCUGCUUCUGCAGUUGCCCAGUUCUGUCUGUCCUGGGCUGUUAUGGUUGCUGUGUUAAGGACACUCAGUGCUGCACGACUCGCAGCUGGUGAGAGAGCAGGGAAGGUGCUGAUGAAGUAAGGAUGGAAUUGGUCCGUGCUCAGGUGCUGCUCAGAAAUGCAGGUGGGGUAAAAUGCAUGCAGGGCCUUUGCUAAUGUUCCGUUUGGGAACAGCUUUAACCGUUGUUAGGGCUGUCAUACAUAUUAAUUAGAGCAUCAGAGUAACUGAUUGACAGGGCAGCCAAAAGGCAGCAGUGAGCUGCAGGUGUUAGAGAACACGUGGGAGCAGGAGCAGCUCAAGGAGAAGGUAUGAGAGCAAGCGUGGUUAUAUUGAGCUGUGAGGAGCUGGAAUCUGAAAAAGAGCAGCUCGGAAACAGGAACAGGAAGGUGGUCGAUUACUCCCAGUUUCAGGAAUCAGAUGAUGCUGAUGAAGAUUAUGGGAGAGAUUCAGGUCCCCCAUCCAAGAAAAUCCGCUCAUCUCCCCGCGAGGCUAAAAAUAAGAGGAGAUCCGGGAAGAAUUCUCAGGAAGACAGUGAGGAUUCAGAGGAAAAAGAUGUGAAGACUAAGAAAGAUGAUUCGCACUCAGCAGAUGAAGAUUUUGGCAGUGAAGAUGAUGACUUAGGAGCAGAUGAUGGCAAAGCUGACAGUGACUAUGAGAGCUCUCAAAAAAGCAAAAAAGGAAAGAAGGCCAAACCGGAUAAGAAUAAGAGAGCCUCUAAAUCCAGGAAAAGGCCUGCAGAGGACAGUGAGGAUGAGAAAGAAGACCACAAAAACGUGCGUCAGCAGAGACAGGCAGCAUCCAAAGCAGCUUCCAAACAACGAGAGAUGCUUAUGGAUGAUGUGGGUAGUGAGGAGGAAGAACAAGAGGACGAUGAGGCACAGUUCCAAGAGAAUUCAGGAAGCGAUGAGGAUUUUCUCAUGGAAGAUGAUGAUGAUAGUGACUAUGGCAGUUCAAAAAAGAAAAAUAAAAAGGCCUCCAAGAAGUCCAAGCCAGAGAGGAAAGAAAAGAAGAUGCCAAAGCCCAGGCUAAAGGCUACAGUGACUCCCAGUCCAGUGAAAGGCAAAGGGAAGGCAGGCCGCCCCACAGCUUCCAAGACAACGAAAGAAAAGACCCCAUCCCCCAAAGAAGAGGAUGAAGAGCCUGAAAGUCCUCCAGAAAAGAAAAAAUCAGCCAGCCCUCCGCCAGAGAAGUCAGGGGAUGAGGGAUCUGAAGAGGAAGCACCCUCUGGUGAAGAUUAAAUGGCAGUUGAGGAUAUCUUUGUUUAAAAAAAAAAAAAGAAAAAAAAAAGAAAAAAAAAAAAAGAGAGAGAGAGAAAAAAGGAAAAAGAAAACAUACUUAGGGGUAGAACACGGUUUUGGCUGUGGCUUGACUCAUGGGCUUUGAAUGCUGUCUUUACUUUCAGCUGUUUAAUACAGUGUAUCCUUUUUUUAAUAAGAGGAAACCCUCAUACAGUAAUAUUUUGAAGUCACUGUUCUGUGUUGGCCAUUCCGUUCUCCCUCCCCCUCCAAAUCCAAAAGCCAUUUGAGACAAAUUAACAGACCAUUUGAAUAUAUAUAUUUUUUUCCAAGGGAUACUGCAGUUGUGAAGCAAUAAGGUUUGGGACUGAUACAUGGAAACCACACUUACAAAUCACUGAGUAGAAUAGAUUUCCCAGUGCUGGUAAGAGUUGUUCAAAACUAUAAUUCUGUAUUAGAAUACGUGGUUAAAAAAACAAACCAACAAACCAACCAUGCUUUAAUAGACUUUUCUCAAUAGAAGUUCCUUCUCUCAGAAAAAGAAAAAUAUAUGUAUAAACUGCAGAAGAGGAAACAUGGGGAGGAAGCCUGUGUUUCUUGGAUUCAUGCAACUUUUUAAUGGAAAGCAAUCAAGAGACUGAUAGGGGGUCCACUGUCUUUUAUCUGGAAACAUCCUCCAGUUAGGAUGCAAGAUCUUUCAUCUUUCCUGGAUAGAAUACUCUUCUGCUUAGGCAGAUCUCGGUUCAUUCUAUGCUAUUUCAGACACACAACCUAGAAGCUGCUCACAUCCACUAAUUCUGUUUGACUUCUUCCAAGGUCGGCUAUAGAUGGGCAGAAUAGGGAAGAGAAAUUUGGAAAGUUCUAAAGCUCUGCUUUCCAGUUGACGUUGUGGAAACUUUCUUUAAAGUUCCAAGGGAAAAAAAAAAUGGUGGACAUUCUAGAAGUAGAUUUUUUUUGUGUGUGUAUCUUUUGGGGUGAGGGAUGUCCUUUUAUAAAUGUGAAGCAAAGGAUUCCUGUAAUGCUCUGGUCAGUCUCGGAUCCCAUGAGUCACGCUUAAGUGCUUCUCUUCUCUCCCUCCAUCUGUCCUCAGAAGGCUGUGUAAUCAUGUCUAAGCCUCUCCAGCUACAGUGUUGGACAGCAGACUUCCAUCAAUAGUGAACAUCACCCCAGUACCACUUCCAUUUCUUCAUCCUCCCUACUGCAGCAUGGGAGGAUUUAUUCGCUCUGCUCCCAUGCUGACAUGUCUGCCUCUGUUGGUCAUCAUUCUGUUCCCUAAGCCUAGGAAGCCUGGAGUAGGGAACAGUGUUAAAGGAUGAAGCUGAGAGGGAAUGAAGCUUGAAAGCAGUGUAGCAGGGCUAUGGUUCUAUAACAAAAGCAGGAUGUCCCUCUAAAGGAGAUACUUGAGGUGUGUGUAGUGGCAUUUUAAUGUGUUUUUAUCAAAGCAGCCAUAUCCUUUUUUUUUUUUUUUAAACUUAAUUGAAGUACACAAGCCUUGGUUUUCAAACCCUGAUGCAGAGAUUGCUGCCAUGUUUGUUGGUGGAAAUAUUAAAAACUGGAUCUGCCUUUUUCUUUCUUUUUUUCCUUAGACCCUUUGUGCUUUUGUACGUUGCUCACAGUUACCUUACAGCUGACAAGCUUUGCAUCUCCUUCUUUUUUUGUCACUGAAGUACAUAUUUUGUAACCAGCCUCUUGAAGGUAACAUAAGGCAGCUAACUAGUUGGAUUUCUGGUGCACGUGCUACCAGAUUUUUAAUCCUGUUUGGACUUCAGAGAGCUUUUAGAUGCGAUACACUAAUAUGACCAGGAAGGACACUUGGCUGAAUGGCAGAGGGAGCCCGAAGAUUCUGAGCCCAGUGUGGAGCCUAAACCACAGAAUGGAACAUUAAUUUAACGGCCAAGUGCUUGUCUUGUGUGAUUCACAGCCAUGGGUUUUAUUGAGGCUGGUAAAUUACUUUACCUUGGCUUAAAAUUUGAAGUUCUCUAACGUUCUUUACUAUAAUGAAACUACUGUUGCCGUUACAAUAAAGAUGAUCAGUGUUUCCAUUGUAAAUCUUUUUUUUUUUACCUGGUUUAGUUUUGCAGAACAGCUUAAGGCUGGAGUCAAGUAUCAGUCUUUGAAAAGAAGUGAACGUGCUCCCCUUUCCUCACCAACUUUUCCCAUCUUCUGGGAGGGCAGAGCCUCUUGCAUCCCCUGCCCUCCUAGCUCAGCAUUUCUUGGGUAACACAGGAAAAUAAACGGCCAAACUUCAGAUAAUGCUUGGACUGAUAUUUUGGGGGUAUUGUAUACUUUCCUUACUGUCUGGCCCACGUAGUUUUUCCCCCUUCAGUCAAGACUGUGUUUCAAGUAAUUCUAAUCUCUUUAGGGUCUUGAUUUAUUUUUUGGUAUUAAAGCAUACAAGGAUCACAUAAAUGUAGAGUCCCUCUAGUUGAUCUAAUCACACAGCUAUUUCUUUACCUGCUAGACCAGAUUGAUUUCUUAAGAGUGUAUUUUGUAAGUUCCACUUAAGAUAAAUAUUUGUGUUGUUCUUUUUUAGUAUUGCUAACACGGUUAAGUUAAGUGAAAGAUGCAUUUCCGUUGUUUUCAGUUCAGGUUUUGGACUGCAGAUUAUUUUAUGCCUGGUGAUUUUGGCCCUUUCUCUUGUAAAACUGUUCUGUUUUCUCGUAUACUCAUCUCUCAUGGCUGUCACAGGCUGCAUGAUGCUAUCUUUGAGUUUGUGUCACAACCCAAACACUAUGUAAAUCCUGUGCUACUACUGGGAUUUUGUAACGUUUCCUCUAGCCUUACUGUCGUGCUGGUUUGUGCAGACACUACGCCCCAAUGGUCUCUUGGUCACCUGUUAGAAAUACCACAGUUUACAUUUUUACAGAUUGAAGAAAAUGGUGAAGGUUAAUACAUAACUUUUCUUUCUAGGACGCGCAUUUCAAUUGCAGCAGAGUUAAGUUUUAAAACGACCUUCUAAAUUAAUUUGUAUUUUAAGCAUUCUGGAAGGAAAAGCUGUUAAAAAAAAAAGCCUUUCUAGAGCCAUGAAUAGUCCUCCAAGGAGCAGAAAGCUUCAUUCACAGAAGAAAGCUUUGAAAAGAUUGUCUUCUGUUAAACAGCUGUAGUUGUGGAGCGUUUGCAGAGAGGUAAACAGGUUUAUUCCAAAGUUCAGUCAAUCUGGUGCCCUGCCCUGGUCUCACACUUAAAGGUUUGUUAUAAAUUCUAUUCUGCAUCCCUCUGUACAUUCUGUUUUACAUUUGUAUGCAAAGAAUGCUGUCUUUAACUGGCCACCAGGCUUGAUCAGUAAAGAUUUGCAAUUGCGGUUGGAAUUUCAUCCUAAAGAUUACUUGUUCCAGUUUGUAUUUGAUCAGCAAGAGAGCACCAAACGUGUCAAGUUAGAUGAGUUUCAGAAUGGCUUGUGGGUGAGAGCACUUAGAAAUAUGGCAGCCAAGAAACUUGUAGUUCUGUUGUGUUAACUUCAGCAAAGCAAAGGAGUGCAUGGGGAGGGAAAAGCAGAGCACACCUUACCUGAAAGCCACUAAUGGCUCUGAACGUGCUCAGCUCCUGUGCCACCACACAGCUGCAUCUGCAGGUGAUGAACUACCAGGGCAGCGGCAGAAAAUGCACUUGAAUUUCUUUUUCUUUUUCUUUUUUUUUUGUUCUUUUUUUUUCCCCCUCCGCUGUUGAUGGUCACAAAGGUACAACAGACACUGAGGCACCCAGGUUAAGGAGGGAGGGAAGUAAACUGUAACAUGCUGGAAGCUUUUGAGCUGUAGAAACUGGUGCUUUGCUUUAUGUAAUUUGUUUGUGAAGUGUUUAUUUUUAUAACAGAUCAUAUUGUUGAACACAUGGUUCUUGAAAACCACAAACUGAUCCAUGAGUUUAAGUAUUUGAGAAGUGGAAAUUCAUCUGUUGGGGGAGGCAGGAUAUGAAAAAUGCAAGCAGAUAGCUGUGUAAAGGGACACUGUCACAAGAUGGUUGCUGGCAUAUAGGAUGCGUUAAGUUUGGGGGGUGGGUGGGGUCCCAUCUAUAUGUGGAAAUUCUAUAUUCUAUAUGUAUAUGAUCAAAUAGAGAAUUUUCCCUGAGCUUUGACUAUUUUCCUAUAGUUUGGGGAGGUUUAAAUACAAAUGAUGUGCGUGGAACUGGGCGACGAAGCUGUUGUGUUCAAAAUGCUGAGGAAUAGGAGAGCUCCGAAAGGUGGCAGUGUCCUUUGGAGUCCCCAGAUUGAGCAUAUCCUCAUCUUAGACUUCCCAUGCCAGUGGCAGACUGGCAUCUGAAUGUCUUUUCAUUGAACUCUUUGUAUGAAAAACAAAACAAAAACGUUUCUAAGUCAAGUUCUCACUUACGUGCUGACUCUGCAUCAACCACUAUGGGAAACAACUGCCUGCCCCCUCCAGCUGCAGUGAGUCGAAUGGGUCCAUCGGUCUGAGCAUGCUCAGUGUGACUGCAAAACACUGUUGUGCAUAUGCUUUGUAUAUUGGGGCAAGGGUUUUUUAUAUAUAUAUUUUGGGAGGGGUAGCGGGUGGGAUGGAGAAAUACUCAAUCAACUGAAGCCAGAAUAAUGUGUGUAAAAGCCCCUGAAGUAUUUGGUGUGUGAGUGCGCGAGUGUGAGUGCGCGCAUGGGAGCGUCUGACAUCUUUUCUUCCCUUUGUGUUCUGAAGAUUUGUGAGUUUUACCUUCUUUUUUUUUGUUUUUUUUUCCUGCAGAAGCAAUUGUUAACAAAAAAAAAACACACAAAA